Messenger RNA from Rhincodon typus (whale shark), 3178 nucleotides. Its product is annotated as serine/threonine-protein phosphatase 2A 56 kDa regulatory subunit beta isoform-like. Lineage: Eukaryota; Metazoa; Chordata; Chondrichthyes; Orectolobiformes; Rhincodontidae. The record is from RefSeq and is a predicted model, not a curated record. Gene Ontology annotation, biological process: signal transduction; protein dephosphorylation. Gene Ontology annotation, cellular component: cytosol; nucleus; protein phosphatase type 2A complex. The transcript is spliced from 11 exons. Gene Ontology annotation, molecular function: protein phosphatase activator activity. Bases 2069 to 3178 code for a protein of 369 amino acids.
UGGGCGGGGGAGAGGUUACAUUGUGUCAGCGCGCGGCUGCAGUGCUACAUUGUAUCGAGGAGGGAAAGAGUGAGUGAGGCAGGGGCCUGGAUCGAUUCCUCAUCCCUGUCCGGGGGAAUAGAUACAGUGAGGGUAACAGUGUGUUACAUUGUAUCUAGCAGGGAGAUAGACAGGGGCCUGGAUAGAUUCCCCUUCCCUGUCCCCGGGUGCAGAUAUACCGGGGGCACACUGGGCUGCAUUGUAUUGAGGAGAGACCAGAGAAAGACAGGGGCCUGGAUACAUCACACCGCCCACCGACCCCCCUCCCCAAACUUCCCUGUCCCUUUGGAACACAGGCACCAAACCGGGAAUGUCGCCUGCAACCUGGGAGUACUGAGCCUGGCUGGAGGAGGAGGACUGGGAAUACCGAGACCUGUACCCCUAGAGGCCUGGGAAUACCGAGCCUGGCUGGAGGAGGACUGGGAAUACCAAGACCUGUAAUCCAAGAGGUCUGGGAGUACUGAACCCAGCUGCUGCUGGAGGACUGGGAAUACUGAGCCUGGCUGGAGGACCGGGAAUACCGAGCCUGGCUGCUGGAGGAGGACUGGGAAUACUGCGCCCAGCUGCUGAAGAAGCUCUAGGAAUACUGAACCCAGACCCCAGGAGGACUAGGAGUACUGAGCCGGGCUGAAGGACUGGGCCCCACAUCCCAGAACUGGCAAUACUGAACCCAGCUGCCGGAGGAGGGCGGGGAAUGCUCAGCCUGGUUGCUAGAAGACUGGGAAUACUGAGCCUGACUGCUGCAGGAAUAUUGGGAAUACUGAACUCCAUAUCCCCCAAGAGAACAAGGAAUACUGAGACUGGCUGGACUGGGAAUACCAAACUCUGUUUUCCCCAUUGAUCCAGGACUGGGAAUACUGUGCCCGUUUCCCACCUUUCCCUUCCCCAGGCUGCAGGACUGGGCUACCAAGCCCCGUUCCUACUAUUAGCUACUGACAGCUGGAAGACUGAGAAUAUUGAACUAAUAUAGGGGAGAUUUACUUAAUCCCAGACUACAGAAGUGAGAAGUUUGUUACUGUCAACAAUAGGACUGGGAAUACCACACUAAUCCUAACUACCAGACUGGGAAUACCUGAGCGAAUUGCAGCUGCGGGAGUGGGACUGUUGUGCUAAUCUUGGCUAUGGGUCUGAGGAUCUUGAGCUAGUCCCAAGUGUAAGGACUGGGAAUACUGAUCCAGUAUACUUUCAAGAUCUGUGGAAGGAUCGACACUGGGAGAGUUAUCCCAACUCCCGGAACAAGUGCUACUGGACAGCAUCGGGGAAUCGUGAAGACUGGGACCCCUCUUGGUCACUGGAAAGUGGGAAUUGCAGGAGGACGCAGUGUCUGCAGUUGUGGAACAGGCUGAGAGCGAGGAAGCAGGGAAUUGUCUGAAAAAGGGGACUAAGUAAACGUGCAAUCAGGAAGAACCUCUGGCUGCAUUCUUUUCAAAAUCAUUCCCAAGCUGGCAAUAAAUCCCAGUGUGGAAAGAGAAAAAGCAGACGAGGGAGAUUGCGGGAUGAGAAUUGAACUUUAGAAACCUUUUGUGGAAUCUCAGAUCACCAGGAAAUUGGGAGGGCUGAAACCUUUUGGAAUUUCGAAUCGCCCAGAAGUUGGGAAAGCUGAAACCUCAAUUUGGCAUCUCGAGCCGCCAGGAAAUUGGGAGCGCCAGAAUCUUUCGGUGUGGAGCUUGGAAUUGCCGGGAAGUUCGGAACGCCGGAGAGGACGGGUGGUCACUGCUGAUUCGCCGCGGGAGAGGCUGGUGCUCUGGAAUUUCAUCCCUUCCUAGUCGUUUGGGAUACUUCGCUCGUUUUCGCACCUUCCCACCUCCCCUACCACCCCGGAAGCUGGGAAUGGGAUCGGUCGGGGAGUGAACGGCGAGCUGCUGAGACUGUCUCUUCCCGGUCGGUGAGGGUGGGGGGGGAGGGAAGGCGGCCGUGGUGUGCGAGACUCCGCUGUGGUUACUCCUGUAGGACUUCACCACCACCACCACCACCCCCACCCCCCCCCCCUCCACUUCCUCUUUUUUUUUUCUUUCCCUGGACCUUUCCGAUGGAGCCCAAGGUGACGUCGCCGGUGACGGCGGCGGAAAAGGUGGACGGUUUCAGCCGGAAAUCCGUGCGCCGGGCCCGGCAGCGCCGGUCUCACGGUUCAUCCCAGUUCCGGUACCAGAGCAGCCAGGUGGAGCUGACCCCGCUGCCCCUCCUGAAAGAUGCCGCAGUGUCGGAUUUACACGACCUGUUCUGUAAGAAGCUGCAGCAAUGUUGUAUUGUCUUUGACUUCAUGGACUGUGUUGCUGACCUGAAGGGGAAGGAGAUCAAGCGAGCGGCCCUCAAUGAGCUGGUGGAGAGUAUCGCGACAGGUCGGGGCCUCCUCAUUGAGCCCAUCUACCCUGAGGUCAUGAAGAUGAUCUCUGCCAAUAUAUUCCGGACACUCCCUCCGAGUGAUAAUCCAGAGUUUGAUCCAGAAGAGGAUGAGCCAAAUCUCGAGGCAUCCUGGCCCCAUUUACAGCUGGUUUAUGAAUUUUUCCUUCGGUUCCUCGAGAGCCCGGAUUUCCAACCAGCCAUCGCCAAGCGCUACAUCGACCAGAGAUUUGUGCUUCAGCUGUUGGAGCUGUUCGACAGUGAGGAUCCUCGUGAACGGGAUUUCCUGAAGACGGUUCUCCACCGGGUCUACGGCAAGUUCCUGGGAUUGCGAGCAUUCAUCCGCAAACAGAUCACAAAUAUAUUUUUAUGGUUUAUAUAUGAGUCUGAACAUUUCAAUGGAGUGGCGGAGCUGCUGGAGAUCCUGGGGAGCAUCAUCAAUGGUUUUGCACUCCCUCUGAAAGCAGAGCACAAACAGUUUCUGCUGCGGGUUCUGAUCCCGCUGCACACGGCACGGACCCUCUCUCUGUUCCACGCACAGCUGGCUUACUGCAUUGUACAAUUCCUUGAAAAGGACACCACAUUGACAGAGCCAGUUCUCCGGGGACUACUCAAAUUCUGGCCCAAAACCUGCACCCAAAAAGAGGUGAUGUUUCUGGGGGAGCUGGAGGAAAUAUUGGAUGUAAUCGAGCCCUCACAGUUUGUAAAAGUCCAGGAAGCUCUGUUCAAGCAGAUAGCAAAAUGUAUCUCCAGCCCUCACUUCCAGAUAGAGGGAGCAACUCGGACAGGGGGGAGAUAG